CUGCGACCGCCAUCACACCGUCCCAAAUUUCUCCAGCAGGAAGCCUCGACAUUAUCCGAGUAAUGGCUCUCGAACAACAAGUCUACGAUGCGCAGGUCGAAGCAGGUCUCCACCAAGAGCCAAUCGAACUGACAACAGGCUGCGACAACCAUAUAACUUUCCUUGGCGUUAUUGUCUGCUUCUCCCAUGGCUCUGGAUGGAAGUUGACAAAAGCUUUAACACACCCGAAGUACCAACAGGGAGAGCCGCCAUUCGAGGCUAGAUAGGUGUUCGAAUGUAUAUGUGUCUACGAUCCAGAAGACCUAUAUCGUGGGGUCACACGGGCCAUGAUCAAGGUGAAGUACCAGAUUAAAGGAACCGACAAGGCAUCUGUGUUUAUCAGCUGUAUGUCAGAGACUAUCAGGGUGCUCACUCAGGCAGAAGAGCUGCUGUACCAGGCUACCAAUCCAGUCGAAGUACCGAAUGGACAAACUCU
Molecule: messenger RNA, 475 nt
Organism: Macroventuria anomochaeta
Lineage: Eukaryota; Fungi; Ascomycota; Dothideomycetes; Pleosporales; Didymellaceae
Exons: 3
Coding region: 63-266 (67 amino acids)
Source: RefSeq, a predicted model, not a curated record